AGGAAGUGGCGGGGCCGGAAGUCGGCUGAGGGAGAGGCUGCUGCACCUGCAGGAGGAGGAGGUGGAGGAAGGGAAAGAACGAAAGAGGGAGAGGAGCUGCGGCGCGUCCGAACAGCUGCCGGCAGGUUCCCCCGAGGCUGCGAAAGCUCCGGGCGAGGUUUGGCUCCGGGCCCCUCCGAAUCCCCGUCCCCCCUGCAACUGGCGCCACGGCGGACAGGGCCGCAGGCAGCCGCGCCAUGGCGGAGUCCACGACCGCCGUGGGAGCCUCUUCGACGGUCACCGAGACGGAGGUGACGGAGCCGGUGAGGACGGGGAGCCGAGGGAGCGGCCGGGGCGGAGGGGGGGGAGCGGGUGGGCUGGGAGGGGGGCUGCGUUCGGCGCCAUGGCAACCGCGGUGAUGGAGGUGGGGGGGAGAGGAGGAGGAGCAGCGCCCCCGGUGUCUGGGUCCGGGUCCCCCUCGGUUGCCGUAGCAACCGCGAAUGCCUCUGGAAGGGGGGUGAGGCAGAUUCACGGAGGGAGUCAGGUGCAUCUGUGGGCGUUCGUCAUAGCCAGAGGUGGGAUGCUCCUUUGAGCGUGCGAGGGUGGGGCAUCCAAAGGCUUUGCGCUUUCCUUUCAUCGUUUUCUCUUGUGGGAAGCAGGACGCUGGACCUCUGGUCUGACCAUGCAACAGGGCUCUUUUUUAUAUAUAUAGGGAUCCGCACCCUGCGCUUAUUUCAUCGUGCACCAAGGAGCUCCCUGCACCCAUUUUAUCCUCACGGCCAGCCCUGUCAUGUAAAGUACAGCUGGGAGGCCCAAGGUCGCGCCGUGAGCUUUGGUCGGAGUGGGGGUUUGAGCCCACAUGCUCUUGGUUUUAAGGCUCUUAAGCUACUGCACCAUGCCGACUCUCCUGUGCAAAAAGGAUGGCUGCUGCUGCUGCAGGUUUGUGUGAGUCAGCCAGCCUGCUUUUUGCAGAAGUGAAGCCUUUGGCAGCCGGCGUGAUGGCCGUGUCUUCCGCUGUAAUGCAUUUGAAUACCAGUUGCUGGGUGUCACAGUCAAGGUUUUGUGAGCCAGAGAGAGAGCCUGCACAACUUAACCAGUAUUGCACGGUUAUGGGCCACGUAGAAAAUAAUAGAUUGCCAAACCACUCAGGUCUCCUGGUCCGCCACCAUUAUCAGUUGUUUUCUCAUUCCCAUCAGCCUUGCUUGACCCAUCUCCUGUGCAUUUGCAAUGGCAGCAGCAUCCAAAUAUAUUCAGUGCAGUUAAUAAGCAAAGUGAUUUAGGCUGCAAAGGCAACAGCAAAUGGAUAAGCAGAAGGCGCUUAAGUGGAUAAGUGGGGACAGGCUGUAGCUCAGUGGUAGAGCAUCUGCUUUGCAUGCAGAAGGUCCCAGAUUCAAUCCCUGGCAUGUCCAGAUAGGACUGGAGAAAUAACCCUGUCUGAAGCCCCAGAGAGCUGCUGCCAGUCAGUGCAGAUGGUAUUGAGCUGGAUAGACCAAUGGUCUGACUCGUGAUAAGGCAGCUCCCUGUGUUCCAGCUACAGUAAGAAAGAAUCAAAUAUGCUUUUAUAGCUUCUUGGUUGUAAGCACUGUGACAGCUUGGUUCAGAGGAAGGCAGCAUGGAUCGUUAGCAGUACUGAAAGACUGGGAGUUGGGAAAGCAUGGUAGCAUUCUUCCAAGUACCUGAAGGGCUGUCACACAGAAGAUGUCAAAGGCUUGUUCUCUGAUUCCCCAGACGGCAGCGCUAGAACUAAUGGUUUUGUUACAGAUUUUCAUUAAACGUUAGGAGAAACAAUAGGAGAGCAGUUCAGCAGUGGAGCCAAUUGUCUAUGUCGUGAUGGGUGCUCUCUAUCUCAGAAAGUAAACAGCUCUGUAUAUUCUGUAUUAAGCAAGGGGUUGGGCUGGACUGCCUGCAAGGUUUGCUCCAGCUUUAAUUCUAUGGAACAGUUUAGAAAAGCUAAGUAGGCCGCAAUGCAAAGCCCACUGAAUCUGCUGGGUAUCAGAGUCACUUUUCACAGAUUUUGGAAAACAAACCAGCUGUAGAAGGGAAACUGGCAACCUAAGGAGUGGGAAUGGAAAGCAAGGAAGGUUCAGGGGGAUUAAAUAAAACACAUUUUAAAUUUCAGCACAAAACAAGCAGGUUGAUAAACAAUUGCAUGUCCCACUAUGUGUAGAUCCUGUGUGGCAUUGUGGUCUUCCUUCCCAUUGUUUCUAAAAUAUUCCCAGCUGUUGAUGGAAUAUUUAUUGCAUGCCCAUAAUUGCUUAGCUGGUGACCUCCUUCAUCCAGUCUUCUGCCAUCUGCCUAGUUCAAGAAGUAGUAGCUCUCUCUCUCUCUCUUUCCUGACAAGCUCCAUCCACUCUAUACUAUGGUGCCAUCAUGCCUCACAACAAUGUGAGUGCAGCCACUACAAUAUCUGUUUCAGCCUACUCUACCUACCUCUAUCGGGAAAUUUCACAGACCUGUAAAUACAGAACAAAAAUGCAGAACCAGUUUAUGGGUUUGGUGCAAGUUCUUUUUCCUUCUCACCAGAGCAGAAGUGAGAGCUGCCCAUAGGAAUCAGUGAAGAAAUCCAGGAUUUUAGCUUACCUGUGAUUAGACGUUUGUGUGUUUCUUUACUUCUUGCUGCCCCUCCAAAGGAUGGCAGCAAAGACACAGUACAGUGGAUUUGCCAAUACUGUAAAAGUAAUCGAUUCAUCCUUUAACACCCCUUAAUAAAAGCACUGAACUUGAUAUACGCUGACGAUGCAGCAUGAGACACAAAUUAAGAUAGGGAGCAUUCCUAACAUUUUCAAAAUUCAGAAUCAUGGCUGAUUUUGAAAGUAGUUGGGGAUUAGAAAUGGAUUCUGCAAAUCUGACUGGCAUUUCCUUUACAGCAAAGUGUCAGUGGUUUCCCUUGCCUUUCACUGGUUUCAUGGCAAAUUUUACUACUGGUCUUCAGGGUGCUGCAAGACUAUUGCUUUUGCUACAACGGACUGGCAUGGCUGUGCUUUUGAAAACGGUUACAUAUAAAUAUACUGAAAAGUAAUGUGCUGCUUUACAGUACUGUACUGCUGCAUGUUAAAUUGCUGGCUGGCUGGUGCUUUUUACGGUGGUGCAAAGAAAAUGCAAAUCUGAUCCCUAGAACCUGAGUUCAUAUUACUUAUAGCUGCAGUUAAAUCUUGGGUUUCUCAAUUGAUUUCUUUGGGCAGCCUCCCAUUUCUGCCCCAGGGGAUAUUUAAAAAUGGCUGGAAACAGUCUGCACAGGCAGAGAGGCACGCCUCUGCAGGCCUUUUUCUUAUUUCUGUGGGAAGGCCUGUGACAUGAGGAUAUUGUCAUAUUGGCUUGAUGAGAGGAGGAGGAGGAGCCGCUAAGACUUCAGAAUCCUCUGCAAUUGUACAUGGAUUUACUAUUGGCAGAGGCCAAGAGUUCCUAGGCAGACACGCUGAUGCGGAAAGCGUUCCUGGAGGACUCGAGUUUUUGACAAUCAGGUACUCAUGUAUUGAAUGGGGGAAUCGCCAUACCAUUUUCUGUUACGCAAUUUUCUCCCUGUUUCUCACCAUUACGUUCACAGGAGAAUCGCAGCCUCACCAUCAAACUGAGGAAACGGAAACCGGCCAAGAAAGUGGAAUGGUCAAGUGACACGGUGGACAAUGAGCACUUGGGACGCAGAUCUUCCAAAUGUGAGCCACACUUCCACCUAUCUCGGGCUACUUUGAGAGACCGUCUCCUCACUAUACAGUGGUACCUCGAGUUACAAAUGCCUCAGGUUACAAACGCUUCAGGUUACAAACUCCGCUAACCUGGAAGAGUUACCUCGAGUUGAAAACUUUGCCCCAGGAUGAGAACGGAAAUUGUGUGUCAGCAGCGCAGCGGCAGCAAGAGGCUUCAUUAGCAAAAGCACGCCUCUAGUUAAGAACAGUUUCAGGUUAAGAGUGGACCUCCAGUACGAAUUAAGUUUGUAACUAGAGGUACCACUGUAUUCUCAAUGUAUCCCCAGAGGGUCCGCCCCCCAUGAACCCAUUUCCCUGGUUCUGUGGUGAGAUCACAGAGUCUGCUAGUCAAGUUGCUGUCAUUCUGCCUUUUGUUCCCGGCAUUCACCAGCACUUGUCCCCGAGCUGCCAUCAUUUCUUAUGUCCUUUGGUGUGCACAGCAGCACCGUGUGGCAUGUAAACUUAGUAACCUGGAACAGCCGGGAAGCUGGGUGCCCAAUGCUCCCAAUCCAAUAGGCUCAGCAAGCCAGAUGCCAUUUGUGGACCACCUGUUGAGGGAUGUAUUUGGCUAGUUUAGCCACCAUUUUAUUAUUGUUCCAUUUUUAUUCCGUACUUUCCCAAAGCAUCUAGGACAGUGUAUAUGGUUCCUCUCUUCUCCCCGCUCCUUCUAAAACCUGGCCACACCCAUUUAAUUCUUUUAUCCUUACAAGCAACUUUGUGAGGUAGGUUAGGCUGAGAGACGGUAAUUGGCCUGAGACAAAGAUUCAUGGCCAAGUUCUGAUCUGAGCCCAGAUUUCCUCGGUCCCUGUCCAUCACUCUAAGCUUCACUAUUAGCUCUCAGCUUUAUAGCAAUUGUGGUAGUAGAAAUGCUUGGGGGGGGGGCAUUUAUUUGUCUGCUGAUGUUUGGGAGCAGUUUUGCACAGGGAUGACCAGCUGAUGGUUCUAGGCAAGAUCUGAGGCUGGGGCAACUUUAUUCCCUACCUCCCUUUAUUCUAGCUCUCUUUCCAACCCAUAUCCACUGGCAGCUCUCCCUAAUUUUAAUCAAGGUGUAUAAAGGUUUUCCUACUGGAAAAGGGAAGCAAAAGCUUUAGGAAGCAAAAUAUGCCAUAUCUCAAUGCACUGACAUGUAUAUAUGCAUAGAUGUUUGUAUUUGCUGCCAAGUCUGCAAAGCCCUUUCUGCUAGAUGCACCAGCUCUACUAUAGCACCUGUCUACUCAUGAGCAGUUGCUUUUGAUUGGCAAGGCACCCUUCUCGCCUUGACUCUACUGUCUGGAGGGCUGCAUGGACCAUGAGAAGACCACAGUUCGUCAUCCCUGGUCUAGUGUAUGGGAAUGGCAGUAUCGGUUGUGAUUUGUGUGUGAGGAGGCCUGUAGACUAGUGCAGAUGAGAUUUAAAAUCCUUGGUAUGUUUACUUGUGGGUAAACCCCUGUGUGAUUUUGUAUCCCGGCCCAGCCACAAUAACCUCAUCCCACAUUAGCCAGCAUCCCCUGAAAAUGGCUGAUUGCCGUCUUCUAAUAAUAUGCUUAUUGAAUAUGAGUCAGCCAUAGGCUCGUGGGUGGCCACUUUGAAAACAGGAUGCCGGGCUAGGGGGGCCUUUGUUUCAUAGGAGCAGGGCUCCUCUUACCUUCCCAUGACAGAGCUUGGAUUAGAAGUGAUAGGCAUUGGAGAUCAAAGGCUGCUUACGCCGUGCUGGACAGAGAUGUUCCUGCUGUGGUUGGCAGCCAGUUGCCAGCAGGAAUCCCAGAGGCUCAGCGCUUCUACAGUGGUACCUCUGGUUACGUACUUAAUUCGUUCUGGAGGUCCGUUCUUAACCUGAAGCACCACUUUAGCUAAUGGGGCCUCCUGCUGCUGCUGCGCCGCCGGAGCACGAUUUCUAUUCUCAUCCUGAAGCAAAGUUCUUAACCCGAGGUACCAAUGUAUCUAGGUAUCUAUGAAGGUGGAGGUAGAAAGCUUUAAGGCUGCUUGACUCAGCUAUAGCCUUCCUUCCUGGGGGGAUACCUCCGGCUGCAGUAGGCCUUAUGCUAGGAGAGAAUCCUUCCUUCCUUCCUCUGUCUUCACAUGCGAGGAGUGGAGAAGCCUGACAGUAGGUUUUCUCAUCCUUUUGGCCUCUGCUUCUGUGCCUGUCCACUGGCUCCCUGGCCACACCUGAAGGAGAGAGAGUUGAAUUGCUCACUCUGACAACGCAGGUUCAACACCUGCAGCCGACAUUGCACAGGAGAUAAAUCUUCUGAGGCUGUCUGAAAGAUGUCCACGUGGGUGAAUUACUGGUAGAUGAGAGGGGCACGUAGCUGGGCCUCCUCCCAAAGGAUUUUGAUCAUUGGCAGGCUGUUGUCUGAUUCUCUCUCCCUUCUUCCUCUGCCCCCCUUUUCCUUCCCUCCUUGUGCCCUUCCCUUUACACUCUUCUCCCUAAUGCUCUACUACCCUGUAAUUGCUGUUUCCUCUCUUCCAUCAUGAUGCACUUUUUCUUUUUCCUCUCUUCCUACAUAUUCUCUUUAUCCCUGUUUCCCCUCCUGAUUAAUGUUUCUCCUCCAUCCCAUUUUCCCACCCUGUCUCUUCUUAAACCCCAUCCUUCUUUCCACAUCAUGAUCCUCCACACACUGGAUGAUGACCCAUAUUCUUAAACCUUCCCUCCCUCCCUCCCUCUCCCAUCUUCCUUACCUUGACGUCUCUCACCAUCUUGCUUCUGAACGCUCUCUGUCCCGACGCAGGCUGCUGCAUCUACGAGAAGCCGCGGGCGUUUGGCGAGAGCUCCACAGAGAGCGAAGACGAGGAUGACGAAGGCUGCGGCAAUGCCCACUGCAUCCGGGGCCACAAGAAAGGCCAGCACGGGAAGGGGCGGGGCAAAGCGGGAGACCCCAGCCCGUCGGAGAGCAGCCCCCAGAAGUCGGAGCCACCUGACCAGAACCACGCGGGGGCGAUGCAGCACUGAACCCCUCCCUGCCGCGGGGCGGGGGAGGGCAGCCCCAGCUUCUGCCCCAAAGAGGGACUGACGCUGCCCCAACUCGGGGGCAAGGGGGAGGGAGGGAGGGCCCGCACAAUCAGCUACCCGUCCGUCUUGUGCUGGCGCUGGUGCUGCCUCGGUCCCAGGGCGAGGGGAGGGGGAGGGAGGAGAGGGGAGGGCGCGUGCAUCCAGCUCCCCACCUGCCUUGUGCCAGAGCUGCUACUGUUGUCUAUCUGUCCAUCCGUGGCUGGUGAGUCCGUCUGGUGACACCCAUCCUCACUCCACCCGACGUGGAAUGUAGAAAGAGAGAGAGAGCCUGCUGGGUUUCUUGGCUGAAUUUCUGCCCCCCAUGCUUCUUCAUUAAAUAUUUGCAUCAGUGAUAAACAAGGUGGGAAACGGGUGCUGCUUCAGAAAAGGGCAGCGAUGGAGCUGUGCCCGAGCUCCUGUCGGACAUGCAUGCCCUCUCGCUCCCUGUUCCCGGCUUUGAGCACCCCUCCGUUUUCUGCCUGUACACCUCCUCCCCUUGUCCUCCCCCAGUAAUUUCCUUCCCUAAUCAGCCCAGUUCUAACCCUCAAUGAAGUUCAUUCUCUCUCACUCUCACCCUGCCCUCUCUGAUCCCUGAUUGUCCCACCCCCACUUCUCCUCUCCCCCCCCCCCGUACCCCACUCUUGGCCUCCCCACCACUGCAGGGCCACUGCUUCUGACACACGGCUGCCUCGAGGGUGCAGCUAUGGGGUUUCCCCACCAUCCUAAACUUUUCCAGGAGCCCUCGGUUCCUCCUCCGCACUGCUACAACAACUGUGAUUGGUUGUCUUCAGUUGUGUCUUUCUAAGAGGGCACCCUUCCCUUCCACGGUUCCUUUUUUAAAAAAAAAACCAAAACAAAACCCAACAAUGCUUGUUUUUCAUUAUGUUAUGGAACGCUGUGAUAUAUUUUCUUUUAAGUGGGGCUGGGGAGAAAAGGAAGGAAAUCAGGGUGGGUGCACCUAACUCGUGAGGUGGUCGGCGGGGGUUCAGAAACUGGUGCUGGAGUUGGGGAAGAGGCGUUGUGGAUGUGGAAGGCGGCUGAGAAUUAUGUGCUGUGGUAGACUCUGGCAUCUGCCCAGGGUGCAGGGUUGGUCCUCAUUUGGAGAAGGUCCACGAUCGAAUAAAACAGAUCCUGAUCAGCUUUCACGGUGAAGUGGAACGUCAGCAGAAGGUGGACUUCAUGACCUUGCGUGAAGAAUACCAGCCUUCUGUUGACUUUCCAUCCUUUGGCUGCAGAACAAGCUCCCCCCUCCCCUCCUGAAAUCUUGCAUGACCGCAAAGGGAUCGUGGCAUUGCAAUGUGGGACAGGGGCACCUUCCCUUGCAUGACUCACAGAUCACUCUGUCACUCUCCCUGCCUGUGGUUUCAGGAAAAAAGUCCUGGGCUGAAUUUUUCAGUUCUCUGUUUUGUACAGCCUCGAACCCUCUCUGGCCCGUGUGCGCCAAUGUCGGCUUGCUUCUAAUUAAACGUCGCACUACCCCAGAGAACCACAUGGCAAAUCAUUUCCCACAAGGUUUCGAGCAAGUUAGGGGACCUCUGCCUGGUUUGGAGAAAUCAGCAGCACUUCUCCAGCUUCCAAUGGCUGAGGCAUAGGCCUGUCUGAAUUAAAACAGGCACACGUCACACUCUGAUCUGAAAAGAUUCUCUAUCAGGGAGUGAACGCAAGUGGUGCACAGUUGCUCUCAAAGCUUACCCUCUCCAUUUCUGCAUCAGUCACUCUUUUGAGCAAGAACACAUUGCAGAGCAGGAGAUGGGAGGUGCAAUGGGCUGCUGCCGCCACCUCCUCUCUCAGCAAGUGCUUUGGGUUCAGGGAAGCCUCUUGAUGAAUUUCUUUUGCGCAGCACGCUUUCAUUCCCGUAGCACGGUGUUCAGAUUGCCUGAUGGGUAAAGUGGACCUAACCAUCCUCUUUUGUGAUAGCCUUCCAUAGCAGGCACAAUUUGGCCCAAAUCAAGGGAAAGUCGGGGGUGUGGGGCUUGAGGAUUUCAUCACUUGGGGUCCUACGUUCCUCCAAUAAGUUGAACACAGUUUUGGAGCAACUACGCUAGGGUAAGCCACAGAUUUCUGUACACAGGCAGGGUGAGGAACUUCAUAGGCGAGUCAUGACUCUGGUGUUAUUAUUGGUCUGUCUUGUUUGGAUGAAGGAAAUGUGACAUGUUUAGCUGGUCCAUUUUGGGCACUUCCUCUGUUGGCCUUGGAAGUGCCUAUUGGCCACAAUACGGGAGGCUGAGCAAGUGGGACCGCUGAGCUUGUAGCCGCACGUAGUUGCUCUACAAAUAAUAAGCAUCCCCAUUUACCAAAGAAAGGAAAGAAAAAAGGGGGCCAAUGCUCCUUAGUGAAGCUGCUUUCUCUCCUGCCUUGCCCUAGGAAGAAAAUUAGAUGCAACACCUUAAGAAGGUGCCUCUGGAGUUUAAAACAGAAAUGCCUGCAGGUUUGGACAGAAAUCUUUGCUUCCUUGGUCGCUCCAGUAGCCCUAAGUCCUGUGCUGCUCAACUGGCUUAUAAGAUACGCACCCAUCUCAAAUGUAUUGCAACCCCAAAUGCCAAAUUUUGUCAAGCUCAUUACAAAUGGCAUACAUUACGCAAGUGUUGUGAUUAUUUGAUACACCAAUUAAAUUCUGGUUCGUUUAAACACAGUUGCUGUUUAGCAGAUGUGCUGAGGGACGAGUCGAGACCUUGCUGCCUCCGGCAUGCUGGGGGGGGGGGGAGUUCCUAGCGCGGUAACAAGCAAUGGGCCAUAUGGACAACUGGCAGACAGAGAGGGUGACAAGAGAGGAAACUGAAUAAUAUCGUUCAGCCUAGCCACUUGUAAUUCCUCUUACCCACCCUCUCCAGCCUCAGCAGCCAAUGUGUUCACUUUUAAAGCUUAUUUCUGCAACACAGAGGACUAGGAACAUGCUUUUAUUUUAAUUUUUUAAAAAAUAAAACUAGAUCUCACGU
Podarcis lilfordi (Lilford's wall lizard) is the source of this 9566-nucleotide messenger RNA. Lineage: Eukaryota; Metazoa; Chordata; Lepidosauria; Squamata; Lacertidae. The record is from the annotation of a GenBank genome assembly.